Messenger RNA from Anopheles darlingi, 2460 nucleotides. Its product is annotated as forkhead box protein biniou. Gene Ontology annotation, cellular component: nucleus. Bases 1 to 2460 code for a protein of 819 amino acids. Lineage: Eukaryota; Metazoa; Arthropoda; Insecta; Diptera; Culicidae. The transcript is spliced from 5 exons. The record is from RefSeq and is a predicted model, not a curated record. Gene Ontology annotation, molecular function: RNA polymerase II cis-regulatory region sequence-specific DNA binding; DNA-binding transcription factor activity, RNA polymerase II-specific. Gene Ontology annotation, biological process: regulation of transcription by RNA polymerase II; animal organ morphogenesis.
AUGAUUAAAACGGAAGAGCACAUGGAUACCGCGAGUUCGAUCGUGGAUGUGCAAGAGGAGCAAGGGUUAAUGGGAAGUGCUGCUACUGCUGCUAACGGCAGUCCUGGAUACCAUUACCGUACGCUAUCGUCCAACAUAGUGAUGGCCACUCCGCACAUUAUCGAGAAUCCGGCCCUCCAAGGCCUGCAGGAUGAUCGAUCGAUGAUGAAUCAUCACUAUCAUCAUUAUCAUCCUCACCACGGAUCGCAGCUGGACGUCAAGGACGAGAUGGACGACGGACGUCAUUCACCGUCGAUCGCGCAAUACCAGACCACCGGUGGAGGGCCGGUGGAGUUGAAAUCGGACUCGGAGGGUGGUAAGAUACCGUCGAUGUACCACCACCACCACCACCACCACCACCCCCAUCACCACCACCCCCACCACCCCCACCACCACCAUCCGCAUCACCAUCAGUUUGAGAAGAUCUCCUCGUACUACAUCAAUCACCGUUCGUCCUACCACCUCAUCGCCCCGGUAAACGAUGAUCCGUUGAGUGAUGGCGGAGUGUUGGCCGACCACGGUGGAACGACCAACCCGCGGCUGCCACCAUCGGCCACCGGCACCUAUCUGCUCGAGAGUACCAUCAACGGGUUGAAGCUCUCGAGCAGCGAUUCAAUGAUGGGUUACGGUGUGGCGGUAUCGUGCCCGGAUCUUGGUGCUUCCCUGCUGCAGCAACGCAGCCGUAGCAACGGGAGCAGCGCCGGAACCGUUUCACCAAUCUCGUCCUCCACGACAUCGAUCGUCACGAAUCCGUUCGUAGCGGGGACGACUGCACUCCCAAAUCACCAUUCGCAUCUGGUGCAGCCACAGCAGCAGCAGCAGCAGCAGCAGCAGCAGCAUCAUGCGAUGCAGCAUCAUCAUCAGCUGCAGGUGGAACCGCAUGACAGCACGGGAUCGUUGGACAACGGUGAGACAACUGUGUUGCACUGUGAACCGAGUGUCGGUAGUUCCGGUGGCACCGGGGGGCACUCGGCACUGCCCAAAUCGUCCUCAAUGUCACCGGGCAGUCCGCUGGGAUCGCCUGGUUCGAGCACGACCCCGCCAGUGAGUGGCGCCGGUACCGUCACCGCUACAUCGUCUUCCUCUUCCGGUGGUGGUUCCGCAAGAAAGACGGUAAGCUCUAGUGGCAGCGGAGGGGGUGGUGGUGGUGGUGAACAGCAGCUCAGCAGUACGACACCGGAGGGGCAGAAGAAAGCGCACGGUGGCCGCCGGCAGGAGAAACCGCAGCUCAGCUACAUCAACAUGAUCGUGAUGGCGAUCAAGGAUUCACCGCACCGGCGCCGCACACUCAGCGAAAUCUACAAGUAUCUCCAGUCGAAAUACGAGUUUUUUAAUGGCGAGUACAACGGAUGGAAGAACUCGGUCCGCCACAAUCUGAGCCUGAACGAGUGUUUCAAGAAGCUGCCGAAGGAGUGCGGCAAACCGGGCAAGGGCCACUACUGGACGAUCGAUGCGUCGGCCGAGUACAUGUUCGAGGACGAGGGCAGCCUGAGGCGGCGCCCCCGCGGUUUCCGCCGUAAGCAGCAGCUCAAGGGUUACGGACCGCCCGGUAGCGCGUUCUAUCCGACCGGGAACGCCGGUUACGAGCUGACCGAGCUUCCCGGGAGCUAUCUCACGCAGCCGUACGCCGCCGGUUACGCCACCGAGUACGGUAACAUUCCGCCAGCGGCUGCCAUUAUGGCAGCGGGAAGUGGUGGAGCUGGUGGCGGGGCCGGUACUACAGCUUCCGGUGCUGCUGUUGCCGGCGGUGCCGGCGGCAAUCUUGGAUCCGCGUUGUACGGCGAACAAAGUGCACCGGCCGCCGUCGGUUCUUCCUGGCAUUAUCCCGUCGGUGAUCCGUCCGGUUUGGGGCACUACUCGAAGAUCACACACACGUCCCUUCACGAAACACCACCUUCGUCCUCGUCCUCAUCGUCACUCGUCACCGGCGGCGGCGGUGUUACACCGGUCGGUUCACCAGGCGCAGGCGGCAAUCAUCAACCAGCAUCAGUGACAGGUAGCGGGGCCGGUACUACGCUGGACUACGGGGGAUACACGUUCGCCAGUACGGGCUCAUCGCCACAUUACGGUCUCGAUACUGGACUGAAGAUGGUCUCCUCACUCGGACAAAUGGUACCAUCCGUUGCGAGCUCAUCGACCGGUGCGAGCACACCGUCUUCCAGCGCCGUCGUUCCGCCGGUUGGAUCUCCUUCCCUCGCAACGCUCGUCAUCUCGCACGCAGGCUCCUCCGGUGAUGGAUCCGGUACACCGACACCGGCGGGUAGCGUACUGGUUGCCACGGACAACAGUUCCACCGACGGCGGCUCCACGAUGGAGUGUAAAACGACGGGUAGCAGCUAUGGACUUGUGGGGCACUCUCACGAGCAGAAGCAGCAGCAGCAGCAGCAGCAGCGGCAUGUUGUUGUAGGAUUUAUCAAUUGA